ACGUCGUGCAACGGGACUGCUGCGGGAUCCUGGUGGAGCAUCCCAGACCAGAGUAUGAAACCAAACUGCUGCAGAAAAAGCUGAAAAACAAAAACAUGAAAAUAGAAAAUACAAAUGAAGAUGGAGAAGACAAAUUGACUUGGAAUGACCGUAUGCCUGGAUAUGCAGCAAAUUUUGGAUUGAUGUUAUUUAUGAAUUGCUAUCAUAAAGUAGAACUUCUGCAGGACCUCCUUCCCUGGCUUCACAUACAUGUAGGUCCUUCAUUCCAAACCACCAGAACCUAUUGGCAGAUUACACUGACAUUUUCUGCAGUAUUUGGUGUGAUCGUAUACCGCAUUACUACAUCAGCAGCUUUGUUAUUCAGCACAAGUGAGACAACCAGGUCAAAUGUUCGAGUGACUGUAACUGCCACUGCUGUCAUCAUUAAUCUCAUUGUCAUACUUAUACUUGAUGAAAUUUAUGGAGCUGUUGCCAAAUGGCUGACAGAAAUUGAGAUGCCAAAAACAGAGAAAACUUUUGAGGAGAGACUGAUUUUGAAGGCAUUCCUGCUGAAGUUUGUGAAUUCAUAUGCACCAAUUUUUUAUGUUGCCUUUUUUAAAGGAAGAUUUGUUGGCCGUCCUGGUCAUUAUGUGUAUGUGUUUGAUGGUUACCGAAUGGAAGAAUGUGCUCCAGGAGGCUGUUUGAUGGAACUCUGUAUUCAGCUCAGCAUCAUUAUGCUUGGAAAACAAUUGAUUCAAAACAAUCUGUUUGAAAUUGGAAUCCCGUGCGUAUCCCAGCCUUAUCUGUUACCACACUUUAUUUGUAUGACACAGUAAAUUACAGGCUUGAUCUUUAUUCAGCUGAGUGGGUGUUUUACCACUGACUUCAGUGGUUUCUAAUAGAAUGUGAUGUUAAAUCAUAUUUUUGGUUGUGAUGGAAUGACUGUAUUUUAUGUUGAAUGAUUGGCUGUAUUUGCAGUAAAUGUCUGAAAGAAAAUGAUUGAAUAUACUAAAUAAUUUAUCUAAAUUCAUUUUAGAAACCUGGGAAAACAGAGAAGGCAUGAUAGAUGACUUGUAAGUUUUUAGAGAAGCUUUCAGGGAAGCAGUACUGAAUACAAAUUAGUAUAAGGUAGAGGAGAAAUGGUCUGGGAGAAAAGCAAGUUUCUAAAAGAUGUUAAAAUAUAUUACUUGAUCUAUAACUGUUUUAAAGGUUUACAUAUGAAGUUCACACACUUCUAAUUUGCCUCUAUGUCCCUGUGAAUGACAGAGGAGGCAGAGAAUAUGGGAGAUAAUGCUGUGCUGUUCAGCAGCUGACUAAAACAGGGUGCUCCCUGCACAGUGUCCUGUGCUCCAAACACAAUGUGAAAUCUCUCUUUGUGUGUUUACAGUGCCAAGGGGAUCUUCAGCUAGGAAAAUCCACUGAGAAUGUCCUGCUCCUGCCUCUUAAGAGCUUUUGUUUCUGUUAAGUGAAUCAUCCCUACUGAGGGCAGUGCUCUGUGAAUUGUAUUAGGUGAAGAGUCUGGCUUAGGUGCAUGCCUCAGCCCCAGUGAAGUUAGUUAGAACAUUUUCACUAGUUUACAAAGUUACUGAAUCACUGAAGGCAUUGAUGAUACUAAUGAGACACCAAAAUGAGUGAUGCUUAGAAGAUUAUGAACUAAUUAAAAAGAGAGCCCUUUACCCUCCCUUUCCUGUCAAAAUAGUUUAACAGUAAUUUAAAUGUAGAGAAAAACUUCCCAAACAAAUCAAAUAUGGAUUAUGGAUGGUUUAAUUAUUCUUGCAUCAAAGUUCACAAGGAAGGCCUGUUUUCUGUAUAGAUCUCAUUGAGUUCGUGGUUUAUUUUGAGAAAAGGUUGGCAAGUUGUUCCCAAAAUAUCUGACAUGUUGAAGGCUUAAAAAUUCCUCAGUGUAAACCUGGUGUGAUGUUUUUUCCCCAAAAAACUUACUGACUGGACUUUUCUAAUGAGAAUUUUAUGAUCUUAAAAAUACUGUGUUUAUUAUCUUUGAUCAGUCAAAACAGAAUACUACUGUCAAAUUGUUUCUCAGUUCCAAGACUACAUCUGUUAGUGGAAAUUUCAUCCAAUUUUUCUGUUUUCUGCUUUCUGACUCUGCUGACACCAUAUAGUGACCUCAUUUUUUAAAACGGAGUAGGAGUUUAAAAAACAGUCAUACUUUCAUCCUCUCCUUCCCAGCUAAAUACUUCAUAUCAGUCACAAUAGUACCUUGGCGUCAUGAAAUAAACACAUAUGGUUUUCCUUUGCUGCUCUGUAUUCUCAUGCAAACCAAGAAAGU
Molecule: messenger RNA, 2266 nt
Organism: Meleagris gallopavo (turkey)
Lineage: Eukaryota; Metazoa; Chordata; Aves; Galliformes; Phasianidae
Source: RefSeq, a predicted model, not a curated record